Messenger RNA from Juglans regia (Persian walnut), 2501 nucleotides. Its product is annotated as peptide-N(4)-(N-acetyl-beta-glucosaminyl)asparagine amidase. Lineage: Eukaryota; Viridiplantae; Streptophyta; Magnoliopsida; Fagales; Juglandaceae. The record is from RefSeq and is a predicted model, not a curated record. Gene Ontology annotation, biological process: protein quality control for misfolded or incompletely synthesized proteins; protein deglycosylation; glycoprotein catabolic process. Gene Ontology annotation, cellular component: cytosol; nucleus. Gene Ontology annotation, molecular function: peptide-N4-(N-acetyl-beta-glucosaminyl)asparagine amidase activity.
AUCCAAGUUCUUCCCCCCCACUACAGAAAAUACACGGAAAAUUUUCUUUUGCUCCAAGUUAUUGGCUCUCUACAGAGAAUACACGGAAAGAAAAUGGUUGCUCGGAAAUUCCAAGUCCGCCACAACGACUCCGACUUCGUCAUCGACUACGACACCGACGACGGCUUCGAGGUUUUCAAAUUCCAGCUAUUCUCUCUCACCUCAGUUCCCCCCGACGAGCAAAAGAUAAUUGGCGCCCAUGACGACCGUGUCGUAGUGGAAGACUCCGAUCUCAUUUCCAUUUCGGAGAAACUUCGUUUGGUGCCGAUUAACGAUGAAGUCAAAGAACAGAGGCUUAGCGAAUCAAUCAGUAACAGUGCGCGAAACUACGCCGAAUUGUUAGUGUCCGAUGAGGAAUUGGCUAGGAUGUUGCAGGGGGAGGAGGAGGCGCUCUUGCUUCAACAGUAUCUUGCGGCGGAGGAUAACGGAGAGUUCGAGCAGAGAAUACGGCCUUAUGUUGCUCAAGUUAGCAAGUACGAGGACCCAGUGCGCCAGGAAGCUGCUCGGAAGACAGUUCCUGUCGACGAGCUUGAGGAAAAAGCAUUGGUUUCUCUGGCCAAGGAGGGGAACUUUAAACCAUCAAAAAUGGAACAAGAUCAUGCCUUCCUGCUGCAGCUGCUUUCCUGGUUCAAGCAAUCCUUCAGGUGGGUAAAUGUGCCUCCUUGUGAUGGUUGCGGCAAUGAGACAGUGAGUAAUGGCAAUGGCUCUCCACUUCCUUCAGAAAUUCAAUAUGGAGCAUCUCGAGUUGAGCUCUUUCGCUGCAAGUUUUGCUCAAGAAUCACUCGUUUCCCUCGCUACAAUGAUCCAUUGAAGCUUGUGGAAACAAGAAGGGGCCGCUGCGGGGAGUGGGCCAAUUGCUUUACACUUUAUUGUCGAGCUUUUGGCUAUGAGUCUCGCCUGAUCGUGGAUUUUACCGAUCAUGUCUGGACAGAGUGCUUCUCACAAUUUCUAGGAAGGUGGAUGCAUCUUGAUCCUUGUGAAGGAGUAUAUGACAAACCAUUGUUAUAUGAAAAGGGGUGGAACAAGAAAUUAAAUUAUGCAAUAGCCAUUGCAAAAGAUGGAGUUUAUGAUGUUACUAAACGCUACACAAGGAAGUGGCAUGAGGUUCUCACCCGGCGAAAUAUUACUUCAGAACCUGCUUUGUCAGCUGUCCUUACAACUUUAACACAAGAAUGUAGGAGAGGUUUUUCUUCUCAGGUGCUUUCUGAACUUGAUGGCCGUGACAAGAAGGAAAGAGAAGCACUUGAGAGAGAUAUCUAUUCUAUCGAUGAUGCCUCAAUCUCGUUACCUGGGAGGCAAAGUGGAGACGAAGAAUGGCGCAAGUUAAGACUAGAAUUUGGCUCCGAUUCUCUAUGUUGUUCUUCUUGCCCAGUUCGUAAAUGCAUAGAUGAACAUGUGACGAGAAUUUACAAUGCAUUUCAUCCUGUCCUUUCUCAUUUUGUUAAGGAAGAACAUUCCAAGUUUAAAGCUAUUGAAUUGCUUGAGAAUUUUAAAGGAAUUUUCAUGGAUGUCAAGAAUUCCCCCUUCAAAAAGAGGAAGGCCUCUGUAGAUUCAGUGUCAUAUGGUACACAAGCUUUUGCUGAGUUACUUAGUUCUCUUUCACUGGAGACUAAGGUGAACCCUGAUGGGAGGGUUGACAUUUGUCUGGCUGGUGACCCUGUUAAAACUUCAUUAGCAUUGCCUGUUGUAUUGGAUGCUUUGGAUGACAUGGUCCAUAGUAUUGAAAAGUGUGACAGCUUUGGUGAAGAUCUUUCAUUUCCAUUUCUGAGACUAAACAGAAUGCAUUCUGGUUCAGUCCUUGCAAGUGGUGAGGAACUUCCUUUAGGAAUAGCCACAUCAGCGUUUGAUGGAACUCGCACUUCCAAAUGGGAAGAACCUAAUGGUGCAAAAGGUGGUUGGAUUAUCUAUAAAGUAACAGACAACAAGAUGCACGAACUUGUGGCAUACGAGCUUAUGUCUGCCAACGACGCACCUGAAAGGGAUCCAAAAGAUUGGGUUGUUGAGGGAAGCAAUGAUGGUGGAUCCAGCUGGCACCUUUUGGAUAAACGGACUUCCCAGACAUUUGAAAGGCGUUUCCAGCGUAGAUCGUUUAAGAUUACAUCUACAGGGCUCCUCUUCAGCGUUUUCAGGUUUAGGUUUUUGGCUGUCCAAGAUGUUCAAUCAACUUCACGGCUCCAAGUUGGUAGCAUUGACCUAUAUGAAAGAAGCAGUCAAGGUAUUUAGGCUGGAAUUUCCCCAGCUUCCUAAUUGAUUUGAUGCACUGCUUUUAUAAUUUUUCAGUGGGAAAAACUAAGCGAAGUGAAUGAUAAAUGACAUGCUUGCUAGCUGUCAUCUUGUAACUUACCUGUCUGUGUCCACUUAUCAGCAAAUGUUUGCAAGGUCUUAAAGAGAACUAUCUCCAUGACCUUCGUGUGUAUCUUCGAUGAAUAAAUAAUUUAUAAUCUUCCUUCUUUUCUUGGCCA